CGGUUUUCACCGUGUUUUGCACACACUCGUGCGCACAUCUACAGUAAACAGAAGUUCUGGUUGAAGCGCCUUAAAGCGUAGACUUUAUGGCCAAGAGACGCGCUGAGAACACGCUGCUGCUCGACUCUCCCGGCAAAAGAAAAUACAGCCGGCCGCUCUGCAGCGUUGACCUGCAGCUGGAGAGCAGCGCGUCUCCGACCGUCGCGGGUGUGAGUCCGCCGUCCCUGCUAGCCUUGCUGGGAAGUCGCUGCAGAAAAAGAUCGCACUUUUUCGAAAACGAGGAGCAGCCCGGAGAAGCAACCUCGCCUCUCAAGAGCUCACUCUGCGUCUCAAAGAAGGCUGCUGCGGAUGUUUUGACGGAACGGGUUUCUGGAAGCUUCCAGGACCGUCGUCAGACCAGCUCCUGCACAGUCACAAACAAGAAGAAACGAGCCCGACAGGACAGCCGGUGUUCAGACACUGUUCUGUCUACAGUUGGUGAUAAAACAGCGGAAGACACUCCUACUGAAGACAGCAUGUACAACUCAUUCCAGUAUUGGAGAGUCCCCUUACCUGAGCUGGACCUCUCACUGCUGGACGAUCCCAGUGAUGAUUCACAAACAAAAACCAACACAGUAGUCUCAUCUUCUGAUGCUAUGGAGACCUGAAGGUGAUAGGCACAGCAAGUCUGGUAUUUGCUACGAUGCUUAUGUUGGUGUCCGAUUGUUGCUUCCGAUUUGGGAAAUGGCUAAAGGGCAGUUUCUCCUACCGGUAAUUAUUCACCACUUUGAGCAUUUUAAAUCUGCACUAUCUUAAAAAUUAAAAUACUUAGACUCUUCAACAGGACUAGAUUAUUCUACACUGAUUUCAGAAUAGUUGAAACCAAGUUUUAGUUUUGUGAAACUUAAGUAAUGGGCCAUAUUCAUACUUUUUUUGCAUUUGGAGCACACUAGUCCUUGUCGAGAUUCAAAACUACAACCUAGACUCUUCAAACCUGGACUACAUUAGUUAUACUAAUAGCAGAAUAUUUAAAACCACGUUUGAGGUUUGUGACACUUUUCUUGGAUUUGUAAAACUUCAAUAUAGCCAAUUCACAACACGUCAUGUCAAGGCACUCUAUGAAUAAUGGUAAUUCAAAUCCAAUCAGACAUACAUUCCAAUUAAUCUUUUACUUUUCCAUCAUCAUGGAGCCACAGGGGACAACCCUCUGCAUUUUACCAAGCAUGUGUGUAGCAACAAUGGAGAGGAAAAGCGCCCUUUACAUUGGAAGCAACCUGCACCGUGAUCAGCUGGGGAGCAGAUACACAACACUGAAGCAGAAGCAUUGAAGUAGGAGUUGUUAAAGAAAAGCAAAAUCAACAUCAGGAAAAGGGAGAACGUUAAAUUGUUGAUAGCAUUUUCUCAGCUGAUGCCCCCCUACAUGAAGGUAUCAUAGCUAAACAUAAUUCAAGACCACAUCCAGCUAUAAUGAAGAAAAAAAGUUAAAAGUUGAAAUAACAACAAAUGGUGCAAAUUGGAGAUAGGAUAGGGAGGGGUUGAGUUCUAGUGUUGUACAGAUGCAUAACAAAGCACCUUUUAUUGAAGUUUAACAAAUUCCAAAAUUGGUUUUAAAUAUUCUGCUUUAAGUCCAGGUUUGAAGAGUCUAGAUGUAGGUUUGCAUCUGUGCCAGGUCUAGUGUGAUCCAGAUACAAAGUGCUGAAGAGCUUUUAUUGAAGUUUAACAAAUCCAAUAAAGGUUUCACAAAUCUCAAACUUGGUUUUGAAUAUUUUACUAUAAGUGUAGAAUAAUCUAAUCUAGGUUUGACGUGUCUUACAUUUUAAUUUUUAAUCUAAAGCAAGAUUAAAGAUGCUCAAGGUAGUGGAAAAUGUCGGUGGAAAUGCCCAUGCCCUUUGGCCAUUUUCCAUAUUGUGAGCUAUGAUCUGAAACUAACUUCAGCGUUGUGUAUUUGCUGCACUGUUGUAAUCAGGCAAACAACGAGGUAUAUCAGUGGUAUAUACCUCAUUGUAGACAAACCUGACGAGGGAAGUGUGAGAAAGCAGACUGACACAUCAAGACCAUCCAAUGUACAUGUGGAAAAAAAGCACAUGGAUCCCUCAAAGUUGAAAAUUAGGGAGCCUCAAGCUGUCAGCAGCUGAACUCAUGAUUUUGUGGCGACCAUAAUAAAAGCCUGUGGAAAACUAAUCGCUUUUCUUUUCUUUUUAAAUAUAUUUAAAUAGUUCUAAUCAGAAUAAUAGUUUUUCAUACAUGUUCAAAUGUGAGGUUGGUUGUCAGUAGUUGCCAUCAGAUCAUUUUAAUUGUAAAUGCUGGUUUUGGAGAACAAUAUACGUAUAACUAACAAACCCCUGGAGUUUGUAGUUUUUGAUGCUGUAUUUGCACUGUUUUAAUUUGAAAUAAAACCAUUUUAUAUA
This is a messenger RNA of Austrofundulus limnaeus, 2387 nucleotides long. RefSeq lists its product as uncharacterized. The record is from RefSeq and is a predicted model, not a curated record. Bases 87 to 647 code for a protein of 186 amino acids. NCBI's taxonomy places the organism in Eukaryota, Metazoa, Chordata, Actinopteri, Cyprinodontiformes, Rivulidae. The transcript is spliced from 2 exons.